Onychostoma macrolepis is the source of this 1575-nucleotide messenger RNA. Its product is annotated as protein TUNAR-like. Bases 9 to 206 code for a protein of 65 amino acids. The transcript has 2 exons. The record is from RefSeq and is a predicted model, not a curated record. Lineage: Eukaryota; Metazoa; Chordata; Actinopteri; Cypriniformes; Cyprinidae.
UCCUCCUGAUGCUGUGCAAGAUUGGUGUGAGAGGAAAACUGCAGACUUCUCCAAGGAAAAUGGUAAACACUGCUCUGAGUGAUGAGGAGAAGGGCAUUCAAGACAAGGAAAGCAAGGAAGAGUCCAUUCUGGCCAUGCUGGGAAUCAUCGGGACGAUCCUCAACCUCGUCGUCAUCAUCUUUGUCUACAUCUACACCACUCUGUGAGAUCCACUGGAAUUCACUGGAACUAUGAUUCUGGCACGGAAACCAGGCCGUUCCACCAGGGGAUCAUGGGAAUACAGACACUGCUGCGACAGAGUCACACGUCCGGAGGGAAAAACACAGAGAACAGAUUCCCUUCAAACACAGACGAUACCAGGAAGCACAUAAGCUGUAAAUAUGCACGUUAUUUCCAUAUUCCCAUCCGUUUCCGGCAGGCGGCCGUCCCGGAUCCAGCGAAACAGGAGCGUUUCUAUGCAUGGCUCAGUCCACAGGACGUUCUCAUUCAGAUCCACAGUGUUUUUUUUAAUAGUAAACAUACAAUGAUGUUUCUAACAAACUUUUGCAGGCGACACUUUCAGGUUUAUACUGUAUUUAAAACACUGCUGUUUACAAGAAAUAGCUUAUUAUUAGACAUGAGCUUUGAAAUAGAUCUUGAUAUAGACUGAAUUUUGUCAUGAGCAUUUUAAUAUACGGUACACACAUGUACAGCAUUCUGUAGUUUGGCUGUAAAACGUGUGGUUGGGCUAGUUUUGCAGUGCAUUUUAUUGAAUUAUUGAACUAUUUAUUUAUUUUGUGCAAUGCUUAUUGGCAGAUAUUGUUCAGUACUGUUCUGUGCGGGUUAAAGCAGUUUUAAGACAUGUGGGGUGAUUUACCGAAACGUAAUUUUUCGUGAAGGAGUUUCUUAUGUAUGUGGAUUUAAAUAUAUUACUGUUUCCCAUAGUUUUGAACGAGAGAAAUCUUCGUUUACUCAAACAGACGGACUGUUCAUCAGACAUGCAGACAGUGUUGCCUUAAGAAUGACCCACACAUAAUUUCAGAUCAUAUUUAGUUGCACAGAAACAUAAAUACGCAUAUUAUUUUAUCAAUUAAAGGAAAUAAUUUCAUUUAUUUCAUGCAAAUAGUUUUUUUUUUUUAAAUAUAUAUAUAUAUUGUCCUAAUACCAACAUCAUACCGUACUAACGUUAAUGAAAGCACAAGAAGAUUUGCAGAAUGAAUGAAUGUACAUUAUGUCAGUGAAGUAUAUUUCUGAUAAUAAGACAGAAAGCAUAUGAAAUAUAGAUAUCAGUGCGUAAAGUGCCUGUAUUUAAGCAAGAUAUUCUCUAGCCUGUCUGUUUAAAUAAUCUUAGUGUGUGUUAUUAAUACGAAGAGUCUUACAGAAAUGACUGCUUUCCUAUCUUUCAGCUUUUGUUUGAAAAAUCAACGUGAAAUGUAUAAUGACAGCAGGAGAUGAGAAUGGCUGAUCGUCAGAUUGUCAUCAGAUGCUAAAGGAGUCUAUCAUGUCAAAUUAUGUUCGCGUUGGAUUUGAGUUGACUUUAAUUUCAUAUCUACAGGGACAGAACGGUUCAGUAUUACAGUAAUACUCCUUUGUACA